GGUACGUGUUACAAAAUCUAACUUUGAACAGUUCAUUGGUAGCCCGAAAAUUGAUGAGGCAUAAGCUCGUUCGUGGACAAAAUAUCAAAUGAGAUUCCUAGUUUUAUUGGCAGGCUUGGUUGCAUUAGCAGCAAUGAUGCCGCUCUGUAUUGCAGGUGCUCCACAUCUUUGGGGCGAAUGGACAUCGUGUUCGAGAACUUGUGGUGCCGGAGCGCGAGUGAGAACCAGUCAAUGCAAUCAUCCCCACAACAAAUGUCCAACGGAAACCGAAGCUUGUAAUGACCAAGCCUGUGAUGUCAACGAAACAUCAGGUGUCAACGUAACAAGCGCAAGCCCAGGAGCCAACAAUACCGUGGGGCCCAGUCCAAGCCAAGGUUUUAACGUAACAAGCGCAACCCCAAUAGCCAAUGAUACUGGUGGGCCCAGUCCAAGUGAAGGCUUCAACGUAACAAGUGCAACCCCAAUAGCAAAUGAUACUGGUGGGCCCAGUCCAAGUGAAGCAACUGCCGGCGAUAUAACAGAAGGAAAAGAAGCUGUAUCUACAAAGACAGUAGAAGACGUUGAAACAGACGAGUUUGUUGGAUCCGGAACAAUGGCCAGGAUAUGGACAGACGAGUUAGGAAACCCCACAUCACAAGAACAUAAAGAAUUGAAGAAUGAUUGUGAGACAAAACUUAAGGAAACCUAUAAAAACGAAGACAGUGUGAUCGCCACUGAGGUGACAAAAUUUACUUCAGGCAGUGUGGUGAUGCACUUUCGUGUCAAAACGCUUCGCAGCAGAAGAGCUAGCAGCAGCAGACUGCAGAGUGUUUUCGCGUUGUCUGUUCAGUCAGGAGCAUUGAAAGGCCUAGGGAUAACUUCCUUUAAGCUCACCAUGAUGACAAAGGUCGAUGAAGGAUCAAAAAUAUAUUCGGAAGGUGAAGGCAAUUCUGUUGACCCAUGGCAGUUCUUCCUGUAUGGGUUCGGUGUGAUGACUGUACUGGCUGUAAUCUUUGUGCUGAUAGCACUCAUAAAAAUAAAGCUUGUGCCAAACACCCAGGACGAGCCAAAUAAAGAGGAUGACGAUUAUGGUUUUGAGUUGAAAUUUAAUUUUCCCGGGAAAGAAAGAAAAACAGAGCUGGAGAACAACAACAAAGUCGAGAAGGAGGACGAUGGUCGUAAAGCGUUUUACUAUUGACCUCGAGUUCAAGAGCACUGCCCAGGAGCUAUAUAACGAGCGUUCAUUGUUUGUAGGAAGUGAGCGUAUUUUCUUAGAUUGAUUCUUCUAGUGUAAAAUAGAUUGUCCCAAAAACAUGUACAUUUUAUUCAAUUAAGAGACUAUGAAGGACAUAGAAGUACUCCUUGGGAUAUCAGAAUUCUCCAAAAGAUAUAUAUAUAUAUAUAUAUUAGUGCUUUUUUUUCUAAAUUAGUUUUACUUUACAUUAUCUAUCAUGAAAAACAAAUGAUUUAUAUUCAAGGAAAUGAMUAGAGGCUAAAGGAACCGUAAGGUUUUCAAAGUUAGACCAUAGGCAAUGUAAGUUAUAAUUUUAUUCAGUAGCUUCAAGCAGCAACACAAAAUUAAUAGCAGCACAAGAACGGGAGGUGACAGAUGUGCCACAACAAAGCGACAAAACAUCACAAGAACGAGAAAUGAAGAGGAAGACGAAUAUUGAAAGUGAAUUAAUUUAGUUUUUUUUUCACAGGACAAAUUUUGUUUGGUCAAAAGAUAUAUUGUUGAACCCUUUUUUUAAAGCAGUAGACAUUUGUUUGAAUUCAGAGGGUAGUUCUUGCCAAAAAAAUUGUUGCUAUUGAAGAAACGUAGGGUCAUUUGAAGCAAUAUGGCGGCCAAUGUUGUAAUGAAAACUAAGUUUGUAACUAGAAAAUCUAUUUAAUAACGUGUAGGAAGAUGCUAUUUUAAUGGAUAUCCAAAGGAAAUAGGUCAUUGUUGAUAAAUUACAAUUAAUU
Actinia tenebrosa (Australian red waratah sea anemone) is the source of this 1944-nucleotide messenger RNA. RefSeq lists its product as uncharacterized. Lineage: Eukaryota; Metazoa; Cnidaria; Anthozoa; Actiniaria; Actiniidae. The record is from RefSeq and is a predicted model, not a curated record.